GAGGCACGUGUCUCCUCGGUCCAGUCACGUGAAGAUCCACGUGCCUUUACUCUGAGCUUGAGCCUUAGUAGUUUUUCGUGGUUCUCUCCCUGUCCUAUAAAUUUGAGAGCCUGUAUCUUACAUCCUAGACACACAGUAGUGACUAGCUCAUUCAUUACAAUUCAUCACCCCAGCCACCAACCCUUUUUUCAUGCCAAACCACGAAUUUGCUUCUAAUUUUCAUGCCAAACCCUUUCUUCUUUCUUUUGAGAGAGACGCAAUCCGCUCCUCUAUCUUACUGGCUAGAUCAAUUCCUUUCUAUUAAUUUGCUUCUUUCUCAAUUUGUACAUGCCUUCGAUCUUAUAGACAUACAUAUAUCUCCUAAACUGCACAUAGAGAUUUAAAAAAAAAGAACAAGUUACAAGUAGAAUUUUUUUGGCAAGAAUCGAAGAAAGUGAGUGAGAGAAAAGAAUCUUCAUCUUUCUGCAUGUUGCGUACAGAAUCUUUAAAGCGAAAUCCUGCUCACGUUAACCCACGACGCUGUUCCAAGAUUUUGUUCUCUUCUCUGGAGCUUCCCAACAUUCUUCCUUUCCCUCAUCCACCACCCCCACUACCCAAUAACUCAUCAUCAUCGUACGCCACACACAUGACAUGCAUGUAUCUUCAUUAAUUCCUUAGCGAAACCACACGUACUCUAGCUUGUGGGGUAGUUUUUAAUUAGUUAUUCUUAUCUUGUUCAAUUCAUGGCUGUCAACAACAACAAGCUUGUUCUGUUAACAUUCGCCAUAUGCCGUUUAAUAGUAACUGUGGGAUUAACGGUGGUCCCGGAGCUGCUCGAUGUGGGACUCCAGGGUCGUCUCAGCGUGGACACGUGGGAACUGGAGGCGGCUUCGGUGGAUUUCGGGAGGCUGAGUCGAGGGGAGCCUUCGGAGGUAGUGCACCCUGCCACGGCGGAGGAUGUGGCUAGGGUGGUGAAGGCGGCGUUCGAGUCUCCGUUCGCCGUGUCAGCGAGGGGGCACGGGCAUUCGAUAAACGGGCAAGCCAUGAUAAAAGAGAAGAAAGGAGUGGUGAUUGAAAUGGGAAAAAGUGAUAGUGGUGAGGAUGGUAGUAGUAUUAGAGUGAGUGAGAAAGGAAUGUAUGUGGACGUGUGGGGUGGGAAGUUGUGGAUAGAUGUUUUGAGUGCAACAUUGGAGUAUGGGCUGGCUCCCAUGUCUUGGACCGAUUACUUGUAUUUGUCUGUGGGUGGAACCCUAUCCAACGCUGGAAUUAGUGGACAAACCUUCAAUCACGGUCCUCAGAUCACCAAUGUUUAUGAGCUCGAUGUCGUUACAGGAAAGGGUGAGCUGGUGACAUGUUCAGAAGAUCGUAACUCGGAGUUGUUCCAUGCUGUUCUAGGUGGUCUUGGACAAUUUGGAAUCAUCACAAGGGCUAGAAUUGCUCUCGAACCAGCUCCUCACAGAGUUCGGUGGAUACGAGUACUGUAUUCGAAUUUUGCAAGGUUUUGUAAGGACCAGGAGUAUCUGAUAUCUCUGCAUGGGAAAGCAGCAAGGGAGAGAUUCGACUAUGUGGAGGGUUUCGUGAUAGUUGAUGAAGGGCUGAUCAAUAAUUGGAGGUCUUCGUUCUUUUCAGCUAGUAACCCAGUUAAAAUCACUUCCCUCAACGCUGACGGAGGUGUUUUGUACUGCUUGGAGAUUACCAAAAAUUACGACCAAGGAAACGCAGAUUCUGUUGAUGAGGAAAUACAAGCUCUAUUGAAAAAGUUAAAUUUUAUACCAACAUCGGUUUUCACAACGGACUUGCCUUACGUGGAUUUUCUGGAUCGUGUACAUAAGGCAGAGCUGAAGCUUAGAUCCAAGGGUUUAUGGGAUGUACCUCAUCCGUGGCUCAACCUUUUUGUUCCAAAAUCAAGGAUAGGGGACUUCGACAAGGGUGUGUUCAAGGGCAUUCUUGGAAAUAAGACAAGUGGACCUAUCCUCAUAUACCCUAUGAACAAAAACAAGUGGGACCAGCGAAGCUCGGUGGUGACACCAGAAGAGGAUGUGUUUUACCUGGUGGCAUUUCUAAGAUCGGCAUUGGAUACUGAGACGCUGGAGUACCUGACUAAUCAGAACCGUCAAAUUCUGAAAUUCUGCCAUGAUAUAGAGAUCAAGGUAAAACAAUACCUGCCCCAUUACACUACGCAGCAGGAGUGGAUGGACCACUUUGGUGAUAAGUGGCCCCAGUUCAAUGCUAGGAAGAUGCAAUUCGAUCCCCGCCGAAUCUUAGCCACAGGCCAGCAAAUUUUUCAGUUUCAUCCCUCACUCACCCUCAAUAUGUAGAACAAACAUGCAAAAUGGAUAAAUAAUCUUGGGUUCAUGUUGAGUAGCAAGUGCUGUAUUAUUGUAAUUAGGAAAUACAAGGAGGAUCAUGGCUAAAAAAGAAUUAGAAGGAUGUAGUUGUAGUGCACUAGUGAAGGAUCAAGAGUUGUUGAGGUGUUGUUAUCUGAGGGUAAUAAAAUUGAUGAUGGAGUUGGAUUUUUGUUAUGUAAUGGGGUCUUGUAGCAAAUUAAGUAAGGAACCCAAUAAGGAUUAGGCCCAAAGAAUAUAAGGAGUGGUGGGGCCCGCUUUGGAGGAGGAAAAGGGCAAUGCGCAAGUGCACAUGAGCACCGCCCGUCUGGUUUGGCUGUCUCGUUUUUCAAUAUAGAUAUCUUUUAUUACCCAUCCAAAUUCCUCGUACAUAUAAUUCUUCUAGAUGUAUUAGUCUGUAUGUUUAUUUCAAAUGGAAACAUUUAAUCAGUGACUCCUUAUAAAACAUAAUCAACGGCAUUUAUGAAUAAA
This is a messenger RNA of Glycine soja, 2795 nucleotides long. RefSeq names its product cytokinin dehydrogenase 5. The transcript has 5 exons. Bases 723 to 2297 code for a protein of 524 amino acids. Gene Ontology annotation, biological process: cytokinin metabolic process. Gene Ontology annotation, molecular function: FAD binding; cytokinin dehydrogenase activity. Lineage: Eukaryota; Viridiplantae; Streptophyta; Magnoliopsida; Fabales; Fabaceae. The record is from RefSeq and is a predicted model, not a curated record.